GACUGGUCGGCCGGAGAACGGGAAGACGGAGACGCGUUUUGUUUUUGUUCAGCUAAACCGUCGAAAACGAGCCGAGUCGUCGCUUCUGCCGCUCGUUUCGGUUCGUUAAGAGCCUUAGCUCGGUGAAUAAAGCCAAACGGCCGGGCCGGAGGACGAACACACCGAGACAUUUGAUCUAGAAAGGGAGGACUCGUCACCCUCUGACCCCCUCCCUGCCUCCCUCACACACUCACCACCAUGACGAUUCUCCCGAAGAAGAAGCCCAGCUCCGGGGUCGGAGUCUCGGACCACGCCGAUGACAGCGACCGUCGGAGCGGCUCCGACCCGCACCAGCACCCGCACCCGCACUCGGGGCGGACCGGCGCUCGGCCGAGGGCUUCACCUCCGCCGUGGUCCUACCAGCCCGCUCCGCCCUCCGCCAGGGACGACAGGCGGAGCAUCGAGGCGAGCUCCCGUCCGCAGCAGGCCUCUCCGCCGCCCGUCGGCUCCGUGUCCCCGGUAGGGCCGGGAGACGGUCGGGACAGCAGCGGCGGGAUUGUGGCCGGGUCACGCGGGGAGCUCGUCGUGUCGGCCGGCGUCGUCGGAUGCGGCGGAGGCAUCGGCAGCUGCUGCUCCGGGCCCGGACUGAGCAAGAGACGGCGGCAGGCAGGUACCUGUUCCGGCGGGGUGGUGGCAGCUCUGGCCGGCGGAGGCCAGCCCGGGGUGACCGGACCGGGAGGGGUGGGGUCCAGCCAGGACACAGAGGAAGGAGCCGGGAACAACAGCGAAGACGAGUACGAGAACGCCGCCCGGCUGCAGUCCAUGGACCCGGCUACUGUGGAGCAGCAGGAGCACUGGUUUGAAAAAGCUCUGAGGGAGAAGAAAGGCUUUGUCAUCAAGAAGAUGAAGGAGGACGGAGCGUGUCUGUUCAGAGCCGUGGCUGAUCAGGUGUAUGGAGAUCAAGAUAUGCAUGAAGUGGUCAGGAAACACUGUAUGGAUUACCUGAUGAAGAACGCCGACUAUUUCUCCAACUACGUGACAGAGGACUUCACCACAUACAUCAACAGGAAGAGGAAAAACAACUGCCACGGCAACCACAUUGAGAUGCAGGCCAUGGCUGAGAUGUAUAACAGACCAGUGGAGGUGUACCAGUACAGCACAGAGCCAAUCAACACGUUCCACGGCAUUCACCAGAACAACGACGAGCCAAUCAGAGUGAGCUACCACCGCAACAUCCACUAUAACUCUGUGGUGAACCCCAACAAGGCCACGAUUGGUGUCGGACUGGGACUGCCCGCCUUCAAACCAGGGUACGCAGAGCAGUCUCUGAUGAAAUCGGCCAUCAAGACGUCAGAGGAGUCAUGGAUCGAGCAGCAGAUGCUGGAGGACAAGAAGAGGGCGACGGACUGGGAGGCCACCAACGAGGCCAUUGAGGAGCAGGUGGCCCGGGAGUCCUACCUGCAGUGGCUGCAGGACCAGGAGAAACAGGCCAGACAGCCACGUAAGGCCAGCGCCACCUGCAGCUCAGCGACGGCGGCGGCCUCCAGCGGACUGGAUGACUGGAGCGCACGGUCGCCACGGCAACGUGACUCUGACCCCUCCCACUCCGAUCUCGCUACCACCCCGUCAACCAACAACAAGCCCCCCUCCCCGGCUGGAGCUGCCCUCAUCCUGAGCAAACCCCCCUCACCCUGUGCGCCAGGUCCCAGUAAUCAGAGUCGUCAUCAUUUGGAGUACAGAGCCAUCAUGCAGGAGAUGUCGCCUACAGCAUUUGGUCUGACAGACUGGGAGGACGAUGAGAUUCUGGCGUCGGUGCUGGCCGUUUCUCAGCAGGAGUACCUGGACAGCAUCAAACACCAGAGCACCGCCAUGCAUCGAGAGAGAGAGCCGUCACCUGACAGCAGCUGAUACCCGGCCGACACACAAACACACACACCAACACAACCAUGACCUUUAACCCCCACCCCACCCCCCCCCAACGACCUCCACCACCAUCCUGACCCCCUCCACCCGCUCACCUGACCUACAGAAGGAGAUCGACCAGGGAAAAAAUAAAACAUCAAAGAAAUGCACACUUGUUUUUUUUUCUUUCAACUCAUCUGCUCAUCUCUCUCCUUUCUGUCGUCUCCUCUUCCCUCCUGCCCUGUUUCCUGCCCUCAUUUCCUCUAAUUUCCUCUUCCCCUUUCUCCCAUAACACCUUGCUUCCAGCCAAUAACAAUCCAGCAUUAACAAUGUCCUUCACCCCCACUUUUCAUUUUCAGAGGGAGCUCGGUCUUACUGCUGAUUUGGAAUCAGUCCUGACAUUUAAAUGUCACAUUUGGCAGCUUUCAGUUUAAAUUUUGAUGUUUUGUUUAUUUUUCAGAAUCACACUGCUGUUUCUGUUUGGAACAAUGCCAGCGAGCCACGUUGCUGUUAGCUUAGUUGCUGAUAGCACAUUUUUUGCCAUGAUUCUUAAUGAUCUCUAAGUGCCCACUUGCAGCCAUUUUGUGUGAGGAAUGCUAAUCCCGCUAAUCAGAGGUGAAAAACAACAUCUCUACAGGUUCUACAAGUCAUCACCUGACGUCUUACUGUGUUUCAAGCUAGUUUCCUGUUGCAUUGCUGUUAGCUUAGCUGCUAACUACAUUUCCCCAUUCGUUCUUACUGUUCUUGCAAUUCCCACUGGUAGCCAUUUUGUGUGAGGAAUGCUAAUCAGAAUACAAAAAUGCUAAUCAUAAAAGCUUAUUAGUGUCCUGUAGGCUAAGUUAGCUCGCUCCUUAGCCAGCAAACUUUUACCUGAAGUCUUACUAGGUUGUAAAGUUGUCGCCUGAAGUCUUACUGUUUAUUUCCUGUUAAUGUAGCCUUCGUUCAGACCGUUCGUCCUGGUAAUUUUGAUUAGUCAGAAAAUGGCUGCCAGUGGGCUCUACAAGGACUGUGAAAAUUAGUGGCAAACAGUUUUGCAAUUGACAACAAAGCUAACAGUGGCACAACUUGUCAGGGUGUGAGUUCUUUAACUUCAUCUACAUCACCCACAGUGUUACGUUUUUUAAACUUAGUUGCUGAUAUCAAAAUUAUUUACCGCUUGUUCUGCCACCUUUUGUAGCUCCUACUGGCAGCCAUUUUGCAGAAUUGAAAAAGAUGAUCAGCCUGUGGCAUAUAGGCUGUUAGCAUGCUCUUUAGCGAGUAGGCUGUCACCUCAAGUCUUAUUAAAGCUAGCUCCUGUAGUUUCCAGCAUUCUGACACUGCUAACAAGCUGUGUUACAGUUAGCUUAGCUGCCAAUACCAAAAUAAUUUCCCCACCACUUCCACAGCUCCAUUGGCAGCCAUGUUACGUGACCAACACACAUUUACUUUCCAUCGUUGUUUGAAAAACAAAACGUCCAGCAGAGACUUCACGGUCUGUAACACCUACUCCCUCUUUUUCCUUUUUGCCUUCCUCCUUCUCCUGCUCCUCCUCCGUCAUCAUCAUCAUCAUCGGACUUAUUUAGCUGCAUGUUUAAUUGACCACAACCAAUAUCAUCAUAGAGAAAAAGCGACAAAUUAAAAAGGAGAGAAAAAAAAUAGAAAAUUGUCAUACUUAUCCCCUUAAUGAUUGAUUAUUAUUGUUGUUAUUAUUAAUAAUAUAAGUUUGUUUUAUUUUAUUUUCUCAUUUGGGAUGAAAAGACC
Molecule: messenger RNA, 3621 nt
Organism: Toxotes jaculatrix (banded archerfish)
Lineage: Eukaryota; Metazoa; Chordata; Actinopteri; Toxotidae
Gene: otud5a
Product: OTU deubiquitinase 5a
Exons: 9
Coding region: 238-1887 (549 amino acids)
Biological process (GO): protein deubiquitination
Molecular function (GO): K63-linked deubiquitinase activity; cysteine-type deubiquitinase activity
Source: RefSeq, a predicted model, not a curated record